AUGGAGCCCGUGGAGGCCGCGGAGGAGAGGCCGAAGCCCGCCGCGGAGCCGGAGCCGAAGCAGCCCGGGGGAAGCUCUCUGUCCGCGGCGCAGCGCAGAGCCGAGAUCCGCCGGAGGAAACUGCUCCAGAACUCCGAGGAGAGGAUGCACCGGAUCGUGGGCAAAGCCAAAAGCGACUCCGACAGCGUUUCCUCUCUUCGUUCCUCAGAGCCUCGGUUCCAUUUGGACUUGGAUCCCUCUCAGCGCCCCUCCCCAUUCGAGUCCAGCCCCUCCCACAGCGGCGCUUCAGACUGCAGUAAACCUCUAGAGGGCGCCGUGGAGGAGGACCCCGGUGAAGUGAGGCAGAUGCCCAGAGGAGACGAGUGUGGUGCGUCCCCUCGGAGAGGUCUGCACAAGUACCUGUCGCGCUUUGAUGAUGCCAUGAAGCUGCGUGGACAACUGGCCAAUGAGAAGCCGGCGCAGGACUCGGGGGCGGAGGCUGAGGAGUUUGAUGCGUUCAGGGUUUUCCGUCUGAUCGGCAGCGUCCUCCUCGCGCUGUUCGUGCGAGUGUUCGUGUGCAAAUAUCUGUCCAUCUUUGCCCCCUUCCUGACGCUGGAGUUGGCUUACAUGGGGCUGUCCCAGUACUUUCCAAAGGUGGAGAAGAAGGCUCAGACCACAGUGCUCACCGCCGCCCUGCUCCUGUCUGGGAUCCCCGCUGAGGUCAUAAACCGCUCCAUGGACACGUACAGACGCAUGGGAGACGUGUUCGCUGAUCUCUGCGUCUAUUUCUUCACCUUUAUCCUCUCGCACGAAGUCCUGCUCCUGUAUGGCUCCGAGUCGCCAUGACGACCACACUGUGACGGCAACACCAGGACAAACUUUAAAGCCAAGUGCUUUAUUUAAAACUCAACUCAACACUGAGGAAAAGGCUCCAUAUCUGAUUAAGUACCACACAUUUAGACCAUAGAAUGUAAUUUUCAAAACAAAAUUGUAGUUUUUUUAAAAAGUCACACUAUGUAACUUUUCUGGUUGAGGGGCUGCCACCUUCUUUUUGCUUUGCCUAGAAUGUUCCACAUUAUGGCAUUACAUUUAAUUUAUCAUGCAUCAAUUACAGGUGUUUUUAUAGCUCAAAAGUACCUUGAGAAACAUGUAUACUUACUCUGAGCGGGGUCGCCCCUCCACAGAUCUGACUUGUAACUUGGCCAGCUGGUGUGACUGACUUUGAGACAAGCAGGUGACAGUUAUUGUUAGAAAAGUUACAUAGUGCACCUUUAAAUAUUGCCAUGUGGCGUUACCGUUUUUUCAGUUUGGAUACUUGCUCAAAUGAGGAUCUCAUGUCAGUACUGAUCAGUGAAGUUUUCAUCUCUUUCUUUUGACAAACCUUCCACACUUACCGGAAAAUGACAUGGUCCAGUUGGGUCUCUUGAUUGGUUCAUUGGUUUUAUUUGGCUUUCUGAGGACCACCAGAACUAAACCAGGUCUGAAGUGGAACUGAAGCAGGUUUAAUUUGGGGAUGAACACGAGUGGAUGGAUGAGGAAGAACCUAAAGCAGUAAAAUACCUCUUAAAGGGGCUGUACCUGAUUUCCCCCCAUGGAUCUGAGCACUGAGCUCUCGAGGUCAAAAUGACACAACAGGGAACUAAUGCUGGUGUGCUAUUAGCAUGCUAGUUGUUUUUAGCUUUACCAACACAGCAAAACUCUGCUCUGGUGUCUGAGAGUUGAGAAAAGUGCUUAGAAGGUGAAUAAUGAGGGUGCUCAGAAAGCAUAAGGUAAGUGAGGAAGAACUUUGGACCACUACAAACAGUUUAAAACAAACUAGCUCUGUUUUACAUGUUUUUAAGAAGGUAAAAAUCAGGUACAGCACCUUUAACCCCCAUUUUCUGAGGCCGUGCGAAAUGAGAGAAGAAAUUUGACAUUGUGUUCUUUAAUUGUUACAUUUUUGCCACAUUAAAUUCAGAUAAAAAUGCCUUAACUCAAACCAGACUGAAUUAGGACCAAAUACAAAUCAUGACAAAGGCUUCACUCAUGCAUACGUCUGAAUAAAGCAUUAUAUGGAACAUUCACUACAAAGAUUCAAACAGGCCUUACACAAAAUAACUACUGAUUUCUUUAUUUAUUUGCUAGAUACCAAAUCCUGUUUAUGAAAAACUGCCACACUACUUCAGAUAUGUCCGUUAAAAAUACUUCUGACCAUUUUUGUAAGUGUUUUUUUUUUUUUUUAAGCAGGUUUGAUAACAGAAACUUUAAAGAGGGGCUAUUGUGCAUAACUGGAGCUUUCUGCCUUGUUAUAACCAUCCAUCAAAAACGUGCCUGAAGAGGUUUUAAAGCUCAUCAUGCAUGUUUGAAUAAUCUUGUGAUCUCUCCUAGGCCCUGUUUGAAUCCUCCUUACGGUUAGUGCGAUUCUGUCCAGUGCUCCUACAUCACCCGCAUUUUUUCUUAAACGAAGAAAAGCAUGAUACAAAACAAUUCUCUACAACCUGACAAACCUGAUGCGACGUGCAGUAGUUUGGUUAGUGGGUGCAUGCUGAUUGUGUUGUGAUGACGCUCUGAAGGGGGAGUGACUUGGUGUGGGGAGCAAAGGGAUGGGGGGACUCAACUCAAAAAACAAAACUGAAACUGAAUACCCCACAGAAGCAUAAUACCCCCUCUUUAACGCAGUAUUUAAUCUGAGAGUCUCAAAAGCAGGACUGAUAAAGCAGGGACUAUGAUCGCAUAUUAAUGGUGUAUUUUCAAACUUUUCUCACACUUUCUUGUCUCUGUGGAGAUGUUAUAGCUUUGCUUGGAAUGUUCCAGGGUAAGGCAUUCUGCUUUGGCCACAAAAACUCUUCAAAGGGCUCAUAAUACUCUGUUUUCUGAUCUAAGUUCUAAUAUCUUUUCCUCAUCACCAACAGACCUGGAGUUGUGUUUAGUUUCAGUCACACAUGUUUAACACACAAACCUACAAACGCACACCUUGUGAUAUCAUAAAGGAAGUGCUCCACUGUGUUUUUAAACUCCACACACCGUUACUGGAAUCUUUUGGAUAAUUUCAGCUCAAAUGUGUGAAUGAAACAAAACACAACUCAACAGGUUUUUGAUGAGGAAACAACAAUUACUACAGUUCCACCAUGGCUUAAAGCUCAGUCAGUUUUGUGUAAUGUAAACUUUAAAACCAUACUACGUAACAUUUCAGGCUGCCCAUAAGAUGAGCAGCUGUCAUACCCUCAACUGGAAAAGUUACCUAGAGCACUUUUACAAGGACUAUUAUGGAUUACAGCUAAUUAAAGAAAAUAGAAAUCUACCAAAAUUACAAAGGAAAAAAAGGAUUGAAAACAGAAACAUCGAUGAACAAUGUUGAGGAAUAUGAGACAAAAAAGGAUUAGGAUCAAUAUUCUAAAUGAUUACAUGUGAACUACUAAAACUAAGAGUAAUAUUGUUAAUUCUGUCCUUUGCACUUAUAGAUCCUUUGACUUUUUACAGUGGAAAACAAACAUUAGCCUUUGAAUGUGCACAGAAACCGAGGAAUCACGACAUGUACAAAUGUAUAGACCAGUGUUUGGAAGCAGUGAUUUGAAACCUCAUUCACAGAGGUGGGUACUUACAUUUACUGAGGGUUGUUUUUGUUUUUUUUCAAAAGAAAUUGUACUUUUCUAGCACCAUACUUUUAUUCCUACUUGAUUCAUAUUUUUUAUUGAAGUAACAGUACUCUUACAGGAGUAAAAGUUGUGGUUCCUCUUCACGAUGUGUGUGAAUCUAAAGUGACAGAAUCUUUAUGUGACAAUAUGAAAUGAUCUGAAUAUUUGUGUUUCUUGCAGCUCCUUCAGAUCUGAUUUAAUAUUUAUCCCUAAAUCAAAUUGAAUUGACUUAACUUAUCACACAGAUAUUCUUACUUUUACUGUUGAGUAGUAGUUUUGUCAAAUACUUUCUGCUGAUUUAGUUUGUCUCAUUUUUGUCUCUGUCCUUGGAAAAUACCAGAUUUUGUGCAUUAUGUUUUGUUCUUCCAAAUACAUUCACUUAAUUACACAUUAACUUUCAAUAUUGCUAAAUCACAUACGCCCUGACAGUUUCUCUUAAAGUUACUCUUGCUUGAGUAGUACUUUCCUCAAAUAUUUUUUACUCUACUGGAGCCAUUUCUUGGACCACUACUUUGUACUUCUACUUGAGUAAUAUUAUUCUGAAGUUACUCUUACUUAGUACAAUUUUUGGCUUCUCUACCCACCUCUGUUCAUUUAUUCUGCUCCUUCCUUUGUGCCGUUAAGCCUGACAUUAAUUUAUUACUGUGAAUAUUUGUGUAAAAAUGGUUUACAUAUAACUGUUUGUAUUGCGCUUGCAUUUUGAGCUUUGAAGGAGUUUUGAGAUGUCGUGAAAAUGUAUGAAAAUAAAUGUGCUGUAAAACUUGAA
Messenger RNA from Boleophthalmus pectinirostris (great blue-spotted mudskipper), 4359 nucleotides. It is a transcript of the gene camlg, whose product is annotated as calcium modulating ligand. Bases 1 to 825 code for a protein of 274 amino acids. Gene Ontology annotation, biological process: tail-anchored membrane protein insertion into ER membrane. The record is from RefSeq and is a predicted model, not a curated record. NCBI's taxonomy places the organism in Eukaryota, Metazoa, Chordata, Actinopteri, Gobiiformes, Gobiidae. The transcript is spliced from 4 exons. Gene Ontology annotation, cellular component: GET complex.